Molecule: messenger RNA, 912 nt
Organism: Drosophila santomea
Lineage: Eukaryota; Metazoa; Arthropoda; Insecta; Diptera; Drosophilidae
Gene: Rad1
Product: cell cycle checkpoint protein RAD1
Exons: 2
Coding region: 31-855 (274 amino acids)
Biological process (GO): DNA repair; DNA damage checkpoint signaling
Cellular component (GO): nucleus; checkpoint clamp complex
Molecular function (GO): 3'-5' exonuclease activity
Source: RefSeq, a predicted model, not a curated record
AGCUGCAGAGGGACGUCUUUCGGGAUUAGGAUGGCUGAUGUGGAGCCAUCGCCCUACGGCGACUGCAAAUUCGUCGCUCGAGUGGAGCACAUUAAGACCUUAACCCAGGCCAUCAAGUCAAUCUGCUUUAAUGAUUAUGGCAUGCUGCAAGUCUCCGAAGAUGGCUUGCGCAUCACCGUGGAGCAGGGCAAGUCCAUCCAGGCUACGCUUUUCAUGCCGCCAGGUGCCUUCAUGGAGUUCAGUGUGCAGGACUUCCAGUGCUUCGGUCUGAAAAUGAAUGUGCUGUCCGAGUGCCUCCAACUCUUCGGAUCCGCCGAUUGCAGCAUGCGGAUGAUGUACAGGGAUAAGGGCGAUCCCCUGAGGAUCAUUCUCUAUCCACACGAUGACGAUGACGUGAGCACGGAGUGCGCCAUCAAAACUAUGGACUGCGAUGAGCCAAUCGACUACGAUCAGAAUCUGAAGGAUCCGGAUCUAAAUGUUAUUUUCGUGCGCGGACCAAAUCUAUCGAAGGUGUUCCACGAACUGGAGAAGUCUGCGGAAGAAUUUGAGUUCGUGACAUCGCCGAACCGUCCGCACUUUAAGAUCACCACAGUUGGGAUCAUGCAGGCGGUGUUCAGCGUCGAGGUGGCCAAAACCAGUCCCAUGAUGAUGAUGUUCAACUGCAAACAGACGGUGGUGGCUCGCUACAAGAGCCAGCAGAUCCGCAUAACCAACAAGGCGAUGCAGUCGGCCACCAAGGUGGCCAUCAAAACCAACUCCGUUGGCCUGCUGGAACUGCAUCUGGUGAUGCAGGGCGAUGGCCAGGAUGAGAUAUUCAUUCAGUUCUUCAUAAUUCCUUUGCUUAACACUGAUUAAACCGGGACUAGAAGCUACCUAGCUUAUAAAAUAUAGCUUUACAAUGUUGUUAAAACC